Molecule: messenger RNA, 4186 nt
Organism: Miniopterus natalensis
Lineage: Eukaryota; Metazoa; Chordata; Mammalia; Chiroptera; Miniopteridae
Source: RefSeq, a predicted model, not a curated record
AUUAAUAUUUCUUCCCCUACCAUUUCUACGUAUGUGUGGCUGUGGCCUGCUUCCCCAGCCUUCUCUGGACUCUGCCACUCCAGUCUUCUUAUGUCUCUACCCACCUCUCCUGGUCCCAGGAACCUGCAUUUCCCCUUCCUAGAACACCCUAUCCUUCAGUCUAUAUAAAAAAAGAAAUCUGUCCUCUUCUUAGUUUUAUUUUUUUCUCUGAACUCUGUUUUCUCUAAUGAGCAUAUUUUACUUUUAAGAUCAUUUCUGGAUGACCCAGCUGUCCUUGGCCUUGAACCUUCCCAGAGGCCUCCAGCAGAGGCCAUUUCCUCCUCCUCAAGACUCAGCCACCCUCCUCCCCUUCCCCCGUUUGUGUAUAGCUUUCCCCUUGGUAGCUGCAGGUGCUGGUCUUAUCUUCCUCCCUGACUGGAGUAUAAACACUAUAAAGGCUCCUGAGGAUUGGUCUCCACCUUCCCACCACCUGCGCUGAGAAGAGCCAAGUCCUGUGAGUGACCCAGGCCUCCUUCCACUGAGUACUACUCGUGAGGUCUGCUCACUGAGAGGACUGCGGAGUCAAGGGGGAUAGAAACAGCCAACACUCCCUCCCCAUGGGGAAGAUGAAGCCAAGACACAUGCGCUAUCUCCCCCAAGGUCACCUGGCAGAUCAGUGGGAGAGCCGCUCUCUGGAUUCCCUGUGUCCCCUGCUCUGAAGCGCUACCAGUUCAUUGUAAUCCUGAUGAGCCUCUCUUCUGACUGGAAUGGGCUGGAGAGCAUCUCUGAUGCCCUGGAAAACUGAAGCCCGAGGACAAGUGAUCUUUAUGGGACUGCUUCAGGCUGGCUGACGGGAACUGCCCUGUAGAGGUCCAUCUGCGUCCAGACCCAGACGAUGCCAGAGCUAUGACUGGGCCUGUAGGCGUGGCGCCGAGGGGACAUCAGCCAUGGAGCAGCCACCGGAGGAAGCCCCUGAGGCCCGGGAAGAGGAGGAGAAAGAGGAAGUGGCAGAGACACAAGGAGCCCCAGCGCUCAACGGAGGACCAGAGCACUCGCUUCCUUCCAGCAGCUAUACAGACCUCUCCCGGAGCUCCUCCCCACCCUCACUGCUGGACCAGCUGCAGAUGGGCUGUGACGGGGCCUCAGGCGGCAGCCUCAACAUGGAGUGCCGCGUGUGCGGGGACAAGGCAUCAGGCUUUCACUACGGUGUUCAUGCGUGUGAGGGAUGCAAGGGCUUCUUCCGUCGGACGAUCCGCAUGAAGCUGGAAUACGAGAAGUGUGAGCGGAGCUGCAAGAUCCAGAAGAAGAACCGCAACAAGUGCCAGUACUGCCGCUUCCAGAAAUGCCUGGCCCUGGGCAUGUCGCACAACGCCAUCCGCUUUGGCCGGAUGCCAGAGGCUGAGAAGAGGAAGCUGGUGGCAGGGCUGACGGCUAGUGAGGGCAGUCAGCACAACCCUCAGGUGGCUGACCUGAAGGCCUUCUCCAAGCACAUCUACAACGCCUACCUGAAAAACUUCAACAUGACCAAAAAGAAGGCCCGCGGCAUCCUCACCGGCAAGACCAGCCACACGGCGCCCUUUGUGAUCCACGACAUCGAGACACUGUGGCAGGCAGAGAAGGGCCUGGUGUGGAAGCAGCUGGUGAACGGCCUGCCACCCUACAAGGAGAUCAGCGUGCACGUCUUCUACCGCUGCCAGUGCACCACGGUGGAGACCGUACGCGAGCUCACCGAGUUCGCCAAGAGCAUCCCCAGCUUCGGCAGCCUCUUCCUCAAUGACCAGGUGACCCUCCUCAAGUAUGGAGUGCACGAGGCCAUCUUUGCCAUGCUGGCCUCCAUUGUCAACAAGGAUGGGUUGCUGGUGGCAAAUGGUACUGGUUUUGUCACCCGUGAGUUCCUGCGCAGCCUCCGCAAGCCCUUCAGUGAUAUCAUUGAGCCCAAGUUUGAGUUUGCUGUCAAGUUCAAUGCCCUGGAGCUUGAUGACAGUGACCUGGCUCUCUUCAUCGCAGCCAUCAUUCUGUGCGGAGACCGGCCAGGCCUCAUGAACGUGUCACAGGUGGAGGCCAUCCAGGACACCAUCCUGCGUGCCCUUGAGUUCCACCUGCACGCCAACCACCCCGACGCCCAGUACCUCUUCCCCAAGCUGCUGCAGAAGAUGGCUGACCUGCGGCAGCUGGUCACCGAGCACGCCCAGAUGAUGCAGCGGAUCAAGAAGACCGAGACGGAGACCUCGCUGCACCCCCUGCUCCAGGAGAUCUACAAGGACAUGUACUGAGGUGCACCCCCAGGGCCUCCCAGCAGGCCUCCGGGGGCCGAGAACCAGGGGCAGGGGACAGCGCUGGGACAGGGGCCACCAUGGGACUUUCCCGUUGGCUCCCCGAGCACUCAGCAUGGCGCCCGAGCCGGGAUCACACACUCCUGUGGUCAGAACCACGCCUCGCUCCCCAUAUUCCCUUCCCCCCCACUCGUCUUUCUUCUCUAACGUCUUUGCUCUUCCUCUUCCUCUCUAUAGGUUUCCCCCUUCCUCCCUCCCACACCCCCCCUUUCUCUCUCCCCAUCUCCAUGUCUGGCCCUCUCUUUCUGUGAGACAGUUUGUAUCUUUCACCAGCAGCAUAGGACAGGACUUCUGCUUUUGUCCCUGCCCCCCCGCGCAGAAGGGAGUGGGGCCUGCCCUGGCACCAGCAGUCACUGCAGGGGUGGAGGCUCCUCUGCUCCCGUCCACAGCAAGGGCUGGAGCCAUCCAAAGAAACACUAAGCUCUGGGCCUGGCUUCCUGGGGAAGCCGAGCAGGACCUGGGCUGACUGCAUCAGUGCCCCCUGGUCACUGGGUCCUGCCCUGAGACUGUCCCCGCCCUCUGGAGGCUGAGGCUGGCACCCCUGACUCAGUGGACCCCGCUCCAGCCCCACGCCCAGCCCCACUCACAGCCCCACUCACACCAACACCCUCUUUGUUCUUUUCACUGGUCUUCCAGGCCAGUGUUGCUGGUGGCCCCCUGCGCUGGCCGCUGGGGGACCUACCCCUGCCUGGAAAGAGGUGGGUUCCCUGCAGGUGGGGGUCCCACACCCCCGUGAAGAGGAACGAGCCUCAAGGGAGGUGAAGGUUGGUGGGGAAGCAGCGAGCAGGCCUCUGGGUCGCCCUCCAUCUGCACCCCCCAGUCUGCAGCAGCCUCAUCCCACCUGUGUUCUGUCAGCGCCACAGCUUUGCCUCUCCCAGGGCCAGGGCUGGCCUCACACCCCACGACGCCCUGUCUCCAGCCAGGAGACAGUGGCACUGGCCGAGCUCAUACCCCACACACACUCCUGGAGCUGCCGCUCCACCGCACAGCACAGCACUGAAUUCACUUUACUGCAGGUUCCACACAACCCCCCUUCCCCGAAGUGGAUACGUGCCCAGAGGGGCCUGCAGGUGGACGGGCAGGGCUGUGCCCCUGUUCCCAGGGCUGGGCCAGAUCCCUGGUCAGCAGGGCAUCCUGCUGAGUCAGCCCAGCACCUGCUCACAGGGGAAGGUGCCAGGGAUAAACUGAUCUGUUUAUCGAGACAUCCAUCUGUCCCAGCAGCUCUGCUACCCUCCCCUUCCCGUAUUCAGCCCCUGGUGACUGGGACCUGCCAGGCCAGCCUCACUCCCCAGGCCUUGCCCCUCGCCAGGUGCACUCAGUGCCACAGAGAAGGGGCUGAAGCACAGCUGUCUGAGCAGGAGGGCAAAGCCGCCAUGCCACUUUUCCAGCAAGGAAGCUGGCUGGAGUGGCAAGGGCUGGCCAGGGUCUCUGAGAACCUGGGGUUAGAGCCCAGGCUUCCUGGGUCCUGUCUGGUCCUCCUUCAAAAGGGGCAUUUUUGUCUGACUGCAGCUCUGGGAGGAAAUGCCCUAGAGAGAAGACAAGGCCAGUGUCUGUCCCUACGGGGGUGCUGCGGCCUUCCAUGCCCAGGAUCACUCUCUACUGGCUUCUUCCUCUCCCAUUGUACCCUUGGCUGACCAGGGCCAGCACUGUGAGGGAGAGACGCUGACCUCUGCCUCCCCUACCACCUGCCCAUCCCCACCCCACCCAGCUCUAGUGCUGAGAGUACAGCUCUUCUCAGUGUCUGAACAAUCUCCAAAAUUGAAAUGUAUAUUUUUGCUAGGAGCCCCAGUUUCCUGUGUUUUUAAUAUAAAUAGUGUACACAGACUUAUGGAACUUUAAAUAAAUGGGAAUUAAGUAUUUAAGAGUUGACUUAG